Molecule: messenger RNA, 1856 nt
Organism: Xyrauchen texanus (razorback sucker)
Lineage: Eukaryota; Metazoa; Chordata; Actinopteri; Cypriniformes; Catostomidae
Product: glia-derived nexin-like
Exons: 9
Coding region: 128-1327 (399 amino acids)
Biological process (GO): negative regulation of plasminogen activation; negative regulation of endopeptidase activity
Molecular function (GO): serine-type endopeptidase inhibitor activity
Source: RefSeq, a predicted model, not a curated record
GGCGGAGAGGGCGGAGUCUGUCGCUACGGACAGACAGAGAUAAACGGAGGCUCGCAGGAAGGCACGCGUUCAGUUACCUGCGUUUCUAAAGAAUUCCAGGUGCGUUUCCAGGUGAGCUUAAGUGUGCAUGUCCCUCACAAUGUGUGUCACUCUACAUGUGUGUGUGUUGUUGGCGGUGUGUGCGUUGAGCUGUGCCGUGCCUCAGUCAUCGUCUUAUGGAGAGAGAGGCUCUGAUCUCGGUCUGCAGGUGUUUUUGCGUGUGGUCCAGGACAAACCGCAGGAGAAUGUGGUCAUGUCCCCUCACGGCGUGGCCUCUAUCCUGGGCAUGCUGCUUCCGGGGGCCCAUGGGGAUACCCGCCGCCAACUGUUCACAGGCCUCAAAUACAAGAAGACGGGUCCGUAUAAGAUGUUGCGGAAACUGCACAAGACCCUGACCGCCAAGUCCAAUGCUGAUAUAGUGACAAUCGCCAAUGCGCUGUUCCCCAAGGAGGGUUUCAGCAUGAACGAAGACUUCUUGAAAGCCAACAGGGAGAACUUCCUGUGCGAGAGUCAAAGUCUUGACUACAACGACCCUAAGAAGGCUGCAGAUGUCAUAAAUGACUGGGUCAAAAACAGCACUAAAGGCCAUAUUCCCACUCUUGUUUCACCGGAUAUGUUGGAUCCAGCUACGACCCGGUUAGUGGCUGUAAAUUCCAUUUACUUCAAAGGCUUGUGGAAGUCACGCUUCCAAAGCCAGACCACCAAACCAAGGAGCUUCACAGCAGGAGAUGGAAAAACAUACAAAGUGCCCAUGAUGUCCCAACUCUCAGUCUUUAACAUAGGUCAAGCGAGCACACCAGAGGGAUUGAGGUAUACCGUGAUUGAACUGCCCUAUCACGGCAACAGGAUGAGUAUGUUCAUUGCAUUGCCGUCAGAGGAGGCCACGCCCCUGUCGGCCAUCCUCCCUCACAUCUCUACAGUGACCGUCCAAAGCUGGACCAAACAGAUGGCCCAGAGGAGAAUACGCCUCCUAAUGCCAAAGUUCACAGCUGAGGAAGAGAUGGAUUUAGAGGGUCCUCUCACAGCGUUGGGAAUCAAAGACAUCUUCAAUCAGGAUAAAGCUGAUUUCAGACACCUGAGUUCAGAUCCUGUCUAUGUGUCUAAAGCGCUGCAGAAGGCCAAGAUAGAAGUCAAUGAGGACGGAACCAAAGCCGCUGCUGCCACCACUGCAAUCUUGUAUGCUCGAUCUUCUCCUUCAUGGGUGACUGUGGACAGACCGUUCCUGUUUCUUAUCAGACACAACUCUACAGGAACCAUCCUGUUCGCUGGCCAGAUCAACAAACCUUGAGCAGAAAUCAAAGAUGAUUGACUUCCUGUAUAUCUCACCUAUGUACGACUCUCUCUCACACAUCAGCCCACGACUCACUGCACACACACACACGCACGCACACACACACACACACACACACACGCGGAUGGAUAUAUACUUUUUGUGCAUUCCGUACCUACAAUGCUUUGCUCUGAUUGUUGUCUUGGGUGUCUUUUUUACCUUCUUAUUGCAUUAGACAACAUCAUGUAUUAAAUUGCUGAUAUCUUUACAUUCUUGUAAAACAUUGUAUAUGAUUUUAUACAUAUUUUAUCAUUUGUGUCUAAUGCAUAACUCUCACAAAACGUAGGACUAAAAUGCUGCCAUAACUUUUGUUCAUGUUGUGAAUUUUUUUUAUACUGUCACUAAUAAAAUGGCAAUUUAUUUGUUUUAUAUCAAUGAAACAGUUUCAAACAUUAAGUGUCAUUUUAUUAAUUACGGUACUGUCUUUCUACAGUUGCGAACAUAGUUGUUUUGUUUAUUUAAUAAAGUAUAAACUAGUUAGUGUUGU